Messenger RNA from Diatraea saccharalis (sugarcane borer), 1731 nucleotides. NCBI's taxonomy places the organism in Eukaryota, Metazoa, Arthropoda, Insecta, Lepidoptera, Crambidae. The record is from the annotation of a GenBank genome assembly.
AUGUUCAGUAAGUCACCAGUAAAACCUCCUUCUCAUACGGAUAUCUACAAAGCUGACAAUCAAGUAGUUAUCUGUCCACAAUUCCCUUGCAACGAUCCUUUAGCAGUGCCAAGCGAAAACGAGGACUGCUUAGUCCUCAAUGUCUACUCCCCAAGCGACGUACAAAAUACUACACUUCCUGUAAUCGUGUUUCUCCAUGGAGGCGGUUUCGGUGUUGGCUCUGGAAGUCCAGCCAUUUAUGGUCCUCAAUAUCUAGUCAGUCAUGGCGUUGUAGUCGUUUCUAUCAAUUAUAGACUCAAUGCGUAUGGUUUUCUCAAUUUAAGAAUAAAGGGAGCACCUGGUAACGCUGGCUUGAAAGACAUCAGAGCAGCAUUGAGGUGGAUACAGGAGAAUAUUAGAAGUUUUAAUGGUGACCCUGAUAAUGUUACUGUGUUAGGUCAAGGCAGCGGUGGUGUCGCUGCAUUGUAUUUAACGUUAUCAGAGUCUACUAAAGGCUUAUUCCAUAGAAUUAUUUCUGAAAGUGGUACUAUGUUUGCGCCAGAGUCUUUUGAUAUAGAUCCUUUGAAGACUGCGAGUCAGGUAGCAAAGUCUUUAGAAGUUAUCACUCUGAACCCUGAUGAACUUUUAAAUGUAUACUCAGAAACGCCUAUAGAGAAGUUAGAAGAAGCAAUUUCUAAACAGAUGAACGCCAAAACUGUAUUCGUGCCAUCGGUUGAAGAAAUAUUUGAGGAUGAAGAGCCAUUCCUAAUUGACACACCAUACAAUAUUUUGACUAGAGAAGAUAGAGAUAAGUGUUUCAAUCCCGUGCCUAUAAUUAUUGGACUGAAUACCGUCGAAGGUCUGACUAGCACCUUGGAUUACUAUACUAUAACUAGUCAAAUGGAUCGGAUUAAGCACGAAGACUUUACAGUGUUAGACCAGAGAAGUAUGGUAGUGCCAGAAGAAGAAAAGGAGGAGUUCAGAAAGACCUUAAAAGACACAUACUUCGCUGAUAUAGAUUCAGACGAGACUCUAAUAGGUGGUUUCAUAAAUUUGAACUCUGAUUUCUCUUACGUUGGUCCUAUGUCUCUUUUUAGUGAGUUGUAUUCCAACAAAUCUGGCCUACCUGUGUUUCAGUAUAUAUUUAAUUACAUAGGUAACAGGAAUUUAGGUAGGCUCCUGACAAAUAGCAGUUUGCCAGCGACCGCGAAUCAGGACGAAUUGUUCUACUUGUUCGAAUUAGAAAGACUUCCGUUGCCAAUGGACGAAGAUGACGCUAGGAUGGUGACUUUCAUGACUAUGAUGUGGACAAACUUCGCAAAAUAUGGAAUACCGACUCCCGAUCCAGACAACGGUGAAUGGCUUCCGUUCCCACAUCAUUUGGCCAUAGAUUUAGAACCUCAAUACGUUUCACCUCUUACACCAGAGAGGGCUUACUUUUGGCGCGCUUUUUACCUUAAAUAUGGCGCUGAGUUUUCAAAAGAGCGGGAAGAGUCUGCUCCUUAUGAAUAAAUCUCGCGCCAUUUAAAUACGCGGUACUUAAGUUGAACCCAUAUGGCUUCUGCUCAGAAGACUGUUUUAGAAUCUUAAUCGAGGUGCGGGAAUGGGACGAACCGUGUAACUAUAGCAACGCAGUAUGUGCGGGAAAUUGCCAUUUUGGUUCAACUUACGUAUUAUAAACAAAAUAGACAUUAUAUUUAAUUUAUUAUUAUAUUAUUGUGUACAUUGUUUUAUUUAAUAAAUGUGAUUUAA